Messenger RNA from Lemur catta (Ring-tailed lemur), 4834 nucleotides. RefSeq names its product SH2B adaptor protein 1 (gene SH2B1). Lineage: Eukaryota; Metazoa; Chordata; Mammalia; Primates; Lemuridae. The record is from RefSeq and is a predicted model, not a curated record. Gene Ontology annotation, molecular function: transmembrane receptor protein tyrosine kinase adaptor activity. Bases 2103 to 4280 code for a protein of 725 amino acids. Gene Ontology annotation, biological process: intracellular signal transduction. The transcript is spliced from 8 exons. Gene Ontology annotation, cellular component: plasma membrane.
ACCCCCCUCUGCAAGUGCCUCUUUCCUCUCCGCGUCCCGGCCCCGGCGCCCGAGAACGAGCCCUGGGUGGGGGUGGGCGUGGAGGGCCGGGCAGGGGGGCGCGCGGCCCCGCCGAGUGCAGCAGACAGGGCUGGUCCUGAGGAGGCUGUGUCCCCGGAGAAGGGACGGGUGCGGGGUGUACAGGGAGGAGGGUCGGGUCGGGGUGGAUUGACCACCGGGCCCGGAGGGUCCGAGCCAAGGAGCGGAGCCUGCACUCUCCACCACCCGCCCUUCGGGAAAUACCAGAACUGAGCCAAGAGGCAGGUGCACCGGGAAAAUGUGUCUGAGUCCCGCUUGGCAGGAGAGAAACUGAGUCACCAGCUCAGGAGCCGCAGGGUCAGCGGACCUGAAGGGGGCUGGGUCUGCCUGUGGUGCAGAGGGUUGGGUGGGCCUGUGCAGGCUGAGGUGGCCUCUGGCCGGGGAUUGGUCUCUGCUGUGUCUGCACCUCUUGGCUCGGUUCCCCCGUGCUCCAUGACUCCUGCGUCUCCUGGCUGCUUCUCGUUGGUUUGGAGUGAUCCCUAUGGUUGGGGCCGUCUGAGUGCGUAGGGCUUAGGCCAAGGUGAUAGAGGAGGGGUCGCAGACUUUCAGCCUGGCUGUGCGUUUGAGUAGGAGGCUGAGGUUGCGGAGGGUUUGGGGAGACUUUUCCGAGCUGCCCUGGCCCCAGUUACCUUCCAGUACAGCGUGGAGGAGCACUAACAAAAGAGCCGUGGGUUGUAAAUUCCACGCCCAGCUCUGCCACUUUCUAGUUGUAAGACCUUGGGAAGGCUCUUUCUUUCUUUAGUUUGUCUUUUAGAGUGUUAGAACCGUGAUACUUUUGUCCUCCAUGAAGACAGUAACAAUGACAGUCAUUUAUUGUUUGCUUACUUUGUGUCAAGAGCUGACAUAUUCCACUUAAUUCUUCCAACAAUUCUAGCAGGUGGGGAUAAUUAACUCUGUUUCACAGAUACGAAAACUGAGGCUCAGAGAGGACAUGUAAUUUGUUAGGAUCACACAGCUGAUAGGUGGCUGAGCUGAGGUUUCAGCCUAAGUCUGACAUCAGGACCCGUGGCCUUUAAGCAGCAGGCUAACAGCCUUGAGGGCCCACUCCCCAGUGGGAGAAGAGGGAGGGGAAACAUCCUAGGGCCGGAGCUCCCUGUGAUAUUUUGGCCAGCAGAGACUUGCCCUGACCCAACGCACAGUCUCUCCUCGGGUGCUGCCCCCUCUGGGCCCCAGGCUGAAGGGGCACCGAAGAAGUGGGCUGGGCUGUAGCUAUUCCAAGUCUCCUGCACGCAGUCAUUGGGUGCUGGACUCUGGGGUGAGCUUUCAAAACAAUUGCUGUUUCAAUCCGUCAUCCAUCCAUCCCCCUUAAUGGGUAACCUCCCUCCAAAAAGCUGGACCAUAAGGUGCACGAGGCAGCGUCUCUAAGCUCUGUGGUCCCAGCUCUUCUCUGGCCCCAUGAGAGCUGGAGCAGUAAGGCACUCCCUGGGGACAAGGACUGUGCAGUGGGGAAACAGUAGACCUGGAGUUCUGAAACCUUUCUGAGCUUCAGUUUCCUCAUCUGUUAGAGCGGCUAUUAAAACCUCUCACAGGUAAAGGUAAGAUAACCACAUGGAAUCCUCUAGAAUGUCACAUGGGAAGUGUGUAUGUAAUGAGUAUUGGAGGAUCCAUCAUAGAGAAGGAGGUGAUCUGGAAAAGUUUUUUUUUUUUUUUUUUUUUUUUUUUUGGUCGGGGGGUGGGGGGAGGAAGGUGCUCCACAGUCCUCUGUCACUUGUGGAUCUGAAGCCAGGGGAGGUGGCUGGGAAGGCAGCAGGGUGUGGGCAGGCUAGACCUUAGGGCGCCAGUUGAGUGGGGCUUGUGGGGUGCGAGGGUCUGGGAGAGGCAAAGGCGGUUUGGUUGUCUUGCCCGUUGCUCUAUGAGGAGUCUGAACUGGCCUAGGGACUCUCCGCUGGUCCCACCUGAGCAGUGACCUGGUGUAUGUGCCUCUCUCUCCUGCAGCUGCUGCCGCUCAGCCCGUGUCUUCUGGCCGCUUCCCUCUUUGCUGCCCCUCCCCACAGGCGCCCCCUCUCCACCUCCUGGGGACCAUCAUGAAUGGUGCCCCUUCCCCAGAGGAUGGGGCCUCCCCCUCCCCUCCCCCGCUGCCACCACCUCCUCCCCCUAGUUGGCGGGAGUUCUGCGAGUCCCAUGCCCGGGCCGCCGCCCUGGAUUUUGCCCGCCGUUUCCGCCUCUACCUGGCCUCCCACCCGCAAUACGCGGGGCCCGGGGCUGAGGCCGCCUUCUCCCGCCGUUUUGCCGAGCUCUUCCUGCAGCACUUCGAAGCCGAGGUGGCCCGGGCCUCUGGCUCCCUCUCGCCACCCAUCCUGGCUCCCCUGAGUCCUGGUGUGGAAAUCUCGCCACAUGACCUGUCCCUUGAGAGCUGCAGGGUGGGCGGGCCCCUGGCUGUGCUGGGCCCUUCUCGAUCGUCUGAGGACCUGGCCGGCCCCCUCCCUUCCUCAGUCUCUUCCUCUUCUACGACCUCCUCGAAGCCGAAGCUAAAGAAACGCUUCUCCCUCCGAUCAGUGGGUCGCUCCGUCCGCGGUUCGGUCCGUGGCAUCCUGCAGUGGCGGGGGACCGUCGACCCCCCCUCCCCAGCGGGGCCCCUGGAAACCUCAUCAGGCCCCCAAGUCUUAGGUGGAAACAGCAACUCCAACUCCUCUGGCGGGGCUGGGACCAUUGGUAGGGGACUGGCAAGUGAUGGAACAUCCCCUGGGGAAAGAUGGACUCACCGUUUUGAGAGGCUGAGACUGAGUCGGGGAGGGGGGACCCUGAAGGACGCAGUGGGGACGGUGCAGAGGGAAGAGCUGCUGAGUUUCAUGGGGGCCGAAGAGGCAGCCCCUGAGCCAGCGGGCGUGGGCCGGGGAGGUGGGGCAGCUGGACCUACCUCAGGGGGAGGAGGGCAACCUCAGUGGCAGAAGUGUCGCUUACUGCUUCGAAGUGAAGGAGAAGGAGGAGGAGGAAGUCGUCUGGAGUUCUUUGUACCACCCAAGGCAUCUCGGCCCCGACUCAGCAUUCCCUGCUCCACGAUCACUGAUGUCCGGACGACCACAGCCCUGGAGAUGCCUGACCGGGAGAACACGUUUGUGGUUAAGGUUGAAGGCCCCUCGGAGUAUAUCCUAGAGACAGCUGAUGCUCAACAUGUGAAGGCCUGGGUGUCUGACAUCCAAGAGUGCCUGAGCCCAGGACCCUGCCCUGCUAUCAGUCCCCGCCCCAUGACUCUCCCUCUGGCCCCUGCGACCUCAUUCCUUACAAGGGAGAACACAGACAGCCUGGAGCUAUCUUGCCUGAAUCACUCAGAAAGUCUGCCCAGCCAGGAUCUGCUGCUGGGACCCAGCGAGAGCAACGAUCGCCUGUCACAGGGGGCGUACGGGGGCCUCUCAGACCGCCCCUCGGCAUCCAUCUCCCCCAGUUCCGCCUCCAUUGCUGCCUCCCAUUUUGACUCAAUGGAACUGCUUCCCCCAGAGUUGCCCCCCCGCAUCCCCAUUGAGGAAGGACCCCCAGCAGGGACAGCUCAUCCCCUCUCAGCCCCCUACCCUCCCCUGGACACUCCGGACACAGCCACAGGGUCAUUCCUGUUCCAGGGGGAGUCAGAGGGAGGUGAUGGGGACCAGCCCCUCUCUGGAUAUCCUUGGUUCCAUGGGAUGCUCUCUCGACUCAAGGCUGCCCAGUUAGUGCUGACAGGAGGCACUGGCUCCCAUGGUGUCUUCCUGGUGCGGCAGAGCGAGACGAGGCGGGGUGAAUAUGUCCUCACUUUCAACUUCCAGGGCAAGGCCAAGCACCUGCGUUUGUCCCUGAAUGAGGAGGGUCAGUGCCGGGUCCAGCACCUGUGGUUCCAGUCCAUUUUCGAUAUGCUCGAGCAUUUCCGGGUGCACCCCAUCCCUCUGGAGUCUGGAGGCUCCAGUGAUGUUGUCCUUGUCAGCUAUGUCCCGUCCUCCCAGCGACAGCAGGGUGAGCAGAGCAGGUCUGCAGGGGAGGAGGUGCCCGCGCACCCAAGAAGUGAGAAUCGAACACCUCCCGUGACCCACCCCAGCCCCCUGAACCCCCUUCAUGGACAGAUGCCCCACAAGCUGGGGCAGAAGAGGCGUCGGGGGCGCCAGAAGUGGCGGCAGCAACAGCCGCAGCAGCCAAAGAGAGGCAAGAGAAAGAGAAAGCGGGCGGUGGAGGGGUCCAGGAAGAGCUGGUCCCCGUGGCUGAGCUGGUCCCCGUGGUGGAAUUGGAAGAGGCCGUAGCACCUUGCACGGAGGCCCAGGGAGGCGCUGGCUCUGGUGGGACCUCGGGGGUGACCCUGAUGGUGCAGCUCCAGCAGUUACCACGAGGGGGCGAUGGAGAAGAAGGGGGCCACCCCAGAGCCAUUAAUAACCAGUACUCCUUUGUGUGAGACGCCCUACCCACCCUUCCUCCACUCUUUGUUCCCCAGCCCUCAGUUCAUGAGACCGGGCUGGGUAGGGACAUAGAGGUAGAAACCCCUCCCACGUGCUUCCUGACCUCACUGGCCAAGGGCAUACGUGUUGGUACAAGCAGAGGUUCAAGAGCCCUGUUGACCCCCCAGUUCAUACACUACAGGCACCCCUUCCCCUGGGCAGAGGAUUUGGGCUCUGUUACCUCCCUGAGGGGCUCUUGUGGUCAGCCCCGCCCCUGGGGGCCAUUUCCCCAUGAACCACCCCUCAGCCCGAGGAAGGGUGAGGGGGGAAGGGCUGUCAGUUAUAUUAAGAUUGUUGUUGUUGUUGUUUUAAACAAAAUGGAGAAGCAUAAAUAAAUAAAAGGGUUUAUCUCAGUUCCAUCA